CAAGGAAGUUGACCUUCUUCCUUCUUUUUUUUUUUUUUAUUUCCUCAUUUCUUUUCCUUUGUACAUAUACUUACUUCUUUACAACAAUGGAAACUGCUGCUACCACUGGUACUACUACUGCUACUGCUGCUACUACUACUGCUGCCACUUCUUUGCCUUCUCCUACUCAACUUGUUAAAGAUACAAGAUCGACUUUUCGAGAACAACUCAAUGAUCUUGCUUUUGGAGCUGUAAGUCAGCAAGGUAUAUAUAUUUUUUUUUAAUAUUAUUCUUCUGUUAUUUAGAUAGCAGGUAUGGUUGGUAAACUGAUUGAAUAUCCUUUUGACACUAUCAAGGUACGACUACAAACACAACCUCUGGAUCGUCCUUAUUAUUCUGGACCUACAGCAUGUUUCUUUUCCAUGUUGAAAAACGAAGGAGCUACUAGCUUUUACAAGGGUAUGGCUUCACCAUUAGUAGGUGCAAUAGUGGAAAAUGCAGCACUAUUUGUUGGUUAUCGACAAAUCCAAAAGAUGAUCCGACAUUAUACAAUGAUAGACAAGGAGAAUAAUAGCCUUAUGGAGUUUGAAGUAGUACCAUUGUCCCAAAGUCAAUUAGUAUUAGCUGGUGCAUUGUCUGGUACUCUAGCUUCCAUAGUUUUGACUCCUGUUGAAUUGAUCAAAUGCAAACUUCAAGUACAACUAGGUAAUGGCAACUAUAAUCGACGAUAUACUGGUCCUCUAGAUAUUAUUCGACAUACAAUCCAUCAACAUGGUAUGACAGGAUUUUAUCGUGGGUUUUUGGCAACUUGUAUCCGAGAAACUGGUGGUGGUGCUUGUUGGUUUGGAUUUUAUGAAUAUACUUGUGAUCGAUUCAUUCAAUUACGACGACAAGCUAGCGGAAAUCAACAAAUCACCAAGGCUGAUUUAUCCCCUUAUGAACUUAUGCUUGGAGGUGCUUUUGGUGGUGUGGCAUAUAAUAUUUCAUUCUUCCCUGUGGAUGUAGUCAAGUCUCAUAUGCAAGUGGAUGAAGAACAAUUACGGAUAGGGAAAACAAGUCGAUCCUUUAUGCAAACUACAAGAGAGCUUUACAACGCUGGCGGAAUCAAGGCUUUCUAUCGAGGAUGUGGUAUUACUGCUGCUAGAAGUGCACCUACAAGUGCCAUCAUCUUUAUGACUUAUGAAUUACUUUCUGGUCACUUUUCCUAAUCACAACCAUCACCAUCUAUUAAUUCAAUCAUUUAUAUUACCAUCAUUCUUAUUAUUAUCCUUAUUAUUAGUAUUACCAUGAUCAAAUCCCCUCCUUCUUUGUACAUCUUUCUUAUAAUAUCAUUUUAGAUUUACUUGUAUUAUUUCAUUUUGUAUUAAAAAAAUUCCCAGUUCUUGUCUUCUCUCAAUAAAGAAAAAAAAAAGUAAUCAUUUUUACAAAAGCCAUCUCAAGUAAA
Molecule: messenger RNA, 1423 nt
Organism: Halteromyces radiatus
Lineage: Eukaryota; Fungi; Mucoromycota; Mucoromycetes; Mucorales; Cunninghamellaceae
Product: mitochondrial carrier domain-containing protein
Exons: 3
Coding region: 294-1187 (297 amino acids)
Biological process (GO): mitochondrial L-ornithine transmembrane transport
Molecular function (GO): L-ornithine transmembrane transporter activity
Source: RefSeq, a predicted model, not a curated record